Molecule: messenger RNA, 6541 nt
Organism: Drosophila persimilis
Lineage: Eukaryota; Metazoa; Arthropoda; Insecta; Diptera; Drosophilidae
Gene: CdGAPr
Product: GTPase-activating protein CdGAPr
Exons: 7
Coding region: 107-5848 (1913 amino acids)
Biological process (GO): small GTPase-mediated signal transduction
Molecular function (GO): protein binding; GTPase activator activity
Source: RefSeq, a predicted model, not a curated record
UUUCUCACCCAUUGUUUAAGUGUGUUGUUUCGUUUCCCACGCAUUAUGCUCGCGCUUUGCUAUUGGAAUAGUUGAUGUUGCUGACUGUUUGAGAGCCGAAGCGAUCAUGUCCGAGAAGGUGAGCGCGUCCUUGGCAUCGCAAUUGCAUUCGCAUGCAUUGGCCACAACCGACGGAAGUGGCGCCGCUGCCGGCUGCCACCAUCCCACCACAAAGGAUGCCCAUCCCCCGCUGCAGUUCGAAAUGGAUGCCCCGGCGGCGGCAAUCAGUGCGCAGUUGAAUUUCAAAAUAAUGCCAGCGGACAGUCUGCCCGGCCUGAGCUACCAGGAGAUGUUUGCUUCCAUGAACACAUCACAAAUCUCCAAUGCCUCCACCGAGGCAUCCUCCAGCUGCAGUCCACAAUUGGGACUGGGACUGGGUCUGGGAUUGGGUGUGCCAAUGGGGCCCCCGCCACCAAAGCCCAGUCGCCAGCAUAUGGCUGUGCAGCCAUUGACCACAUCCAAAUCGUGUCGCUUUCCCAAGCUAGAGGAGUGCGCACAUUUCCACUACGAGCGCGUACAACUGGGACCCCUCUCUGUCCAGCUGCUGGAUGACAAGUCCGAGCACAUGGGCAGCAGCAUAGCCUCCCAGUCGAUUGGCGGCGAUCUGCCGCACAGCUCGCUGAGGAGCUUCUCCCCCGAGAGCUGUUGGUUCAUCAUUCGUGUGUGUCCGCAGCGCUGCGAGCCCUUUCUGAUCAAAAGAUCCUUUGAGAAUAUGCAACUGCUCGACGAAAUGCUGCAUCGCUGUGUGUACGAUCGAAAGAUCAGUGGCCUGAGGAACAUGGCAGAGCUGGCCGAAGAGCUGCCGAGCGAAACGGAUGUGGAGUAUGCGGUGGGCAAGUACUUGGAGCGCUUCUCGAAGAUUGCCUCUGAUUCCCUGACCUGCGGCACCAUCCUGACGUGGCUGCAGCUGGACAACAAGGGGCGACGCCUGCCCCUGGCCGAUGGCGAGACGCAGCGAACCAUCAACACCCCGGCGGUGGGGGCAGCUUAUGGCGUGAGGCGCUAUCAGGCCCAGGCCCCGGACGAAAUAAACAUCGAAGUGGGGGAUAUGAUCUCAGUGAUCGACAUGCCCAGUCCCGCCGAGUCGAUUUGGUGGCGCGGCAAGAAGUCCCAUCUGCAAAAGUCCCUCUACGAGGUGGGUUUCUUUCCGCAGUCGUGCGUGGCCACCAUUGGGGACAAGGUGCCGAGGAAUUUCCCCAUGCCAGCGCCCCUAGUGGGCCAUCUGGAUGCCUCACCGACGAAGCCAGUGCUGCGUAAACAUGGCAAGCUGAUAGCCUUCUUUCGAUCCUUUAUCCUGUCGCGUCCGUCGCGGCGACGGCUCAAACAGAGCGGCAUUUACCGCGAACGGGUGUUCAACUGCGAUUUGUCGGAACAUUUGCUGAAUAGCGGCCAGGAUAUACCCAUGGUCCUGCGAUCCUGUGCGGAGUUUAUAGAGAACUAUGGUGUCAUCGAUGGCAUCUAUCGACUCUCUGGCAUCACCUCGAAUAUCCAGCGUUUGAGACGCGCCUUUGACGAGGAACGAGUCCCGGAUCUAGGCAAUCCGGAGAUGAAACAGGACAUCCAUGCCGUCAGUUCGUUGCUAAAAAUGUACUUCCGUGAGCUGCCAAAUCCUCUGUGCACCUACCAGCUUUACGACAAUUUCGUGGAGGCCAUACAGGUGAAGGCCGACGAGGCGGAUGAGCGUCUGAGGCUGAUGAAGGAGACGGUACUGAAGCUGCCGCCGCCACACUACAGAACCCUCAAAUAUCUGGCUGAGCAUUUGUACAAGGUCUCGCAGCAUCACGAACGCACUGGCAUGACGGACAAGAACCUGGCCAUUGUUUGGGCCCCCAAUUUGUUGCGUUCCCCUGCCCUCGAGUCUGGUGGGGUGGCCGCCCUUCGAGGCGUUGGCGUCCAGGCCGUGGUCACCGAGUACCUGAUACGGAAUUGCCAUAACAUAUUCGAUGCUCUGGAGGACCAGCGUCACAGUGUGCUGCCAGUGGCAGUGGCACUGAAUCCUAGCGAGAGAGUAGAGCUCCGUUUGGAGUCACUCACCGACUGCGAGAGCCUGCUGGUGGAACAACGCGAACAGGAUCAAUCUUUGGGUAUGGUAGAGCGCCCCAAGAGCCUGAGCACGGGAGGAGCCAAGCUCAUCAGCCUGGAGGAGGCCCAAGAGCGACACUCACGCAUCGAGGGGGGAGAUCUGAAGCAUUCGCUGCCGAUUAGCAUGCUGGCAAGCAGCUGCAGCAGCACCACCAAUGCCGCUGCUGCUGCUGGGAACGCAGCCACCAAUAUAGGAUCUUACAUCGAGGUGGGCGGAGGUCCCUCCAGUCUCCCCGACAAAUACCACACAGUGCUGUCGGCGCCACGCAGCUGGCAGAAGCGUAAACCAGACAAAACGCCCUCAUGGAAGUCGAUUUUUACGCGCAGUCAGCGUCAGGGCAAUGUCGAUCCCAGCCACAAGAUCACCAUUGAAGCGGGUGGCGGAAAAUUGGAUCCUGUGUCUUCGCGCGUUAGCUUUGUCCAGGCCUCCCAUGCGCAUGCCAGUAAGGAGCUCUCGAAGCACGACAAGCCCAAAUCUAUAGAGCUGCUGGAGACAACACACGAACGAGAGCCCAAGCCCAUGGAGCUGUGCAUACGCUCCAAUUCCAUUGACAGCCUGCGGACGGUGGGUCAUUCGCGCAGCGUCUCCCAUGACUCGUACUUUGAUCUGCUGCAGUCCCCCCAGCGGGGACACGUGACCACCUGCCCCUCGAGGGAGCUCUCAGAGCUGGGGCUCAAUUUCGAUCGCGAGGAGCCGGAGAUGCGCAUCUUUUCGGAGAGCGAAUCGCUCGUCAGUUCCCCGCGUGUGGGCAAAGAGAACGUCCCCCCGGCGUCGGGAUGCGCCACGCGCAGGAUAAUGCGCGCCCGCCCCGAGGAGUUCUCCAGUCAGACGAACAGCGUAAAUCCCAGUCCCAAGAAGCAGCCGCGUCUCAAUCUAUUGUCUCCCUCGUCGGCCAGGGCCCUGCCUCUUCCAUUGCCAGCCACUGCCGUGGCGGCAGCGGCUCAACCGGGGCCGCAGCACCAUUGCGGCCACGAGCCAGCGGGUGCGGAGAACUGCUGCAAGCGCUACAAACUGGAGGAUCAGCUCUGCGAUAUACAGUUUAUUGAUUGCGGCACGCCCGAGCAUGCGCCGACGGUGCAGCAACAGUUUGCCAGCGUGGAAGUGCAUCCGCCACCGAAGCCCGCUAGGUCGCAUGCGCCAGGACCCACAUCUCCUGCCUCGGCGCGGUAUAGCUAUCCGUCAGUGCAAUUGGGGGCCAAGCGAAAGGAGCAGCAGGCGGCCAAGGAGAGAUUUAGCUAUCAGGGGACGUUCAUGCAGCAAGGGGGGAAGCCAGAGCAGACCCCACGUCCCGCAGUGCACAAUAACACGGUACCAAUGCGCACCAAACCCCGAGUGGAACUGCCGCCAGAUGCCACCGAUUCGCAGGGAAAGCUAUCGGUGGCCACACCCACAACGCCUCAAAGGAGUCCACGAUACAGCCUGCUGCUGUGCGACACGGAGGAGAGCUCUGAGAACAGUUCGGCUGUGACCACACCCCAAUACGAUAUGGAGCCACUGAUGCGAACCUCAGCCAUGUCGGGCAUCUCUGGGGUAUCCUCCAACAUGCAGCAGCAGCUGCUGAUGGGAGGCGGUAGCUCUCAUGAGAGUCUGGGGCAGCAUUUUAACAAUCACCAAGACAUGGAUCAGCGUGAUAUGAAUGCCCUGAAACGAGAGUUGUCUUUAGAUUUGCAACCAGUGCAGCCACGCCUGCCGCAGCCCGCGAAUCGUGCGGCCACAUUGCCCGUGAAGGAACAACUGCAGGCAGCAGCAGCCGCUGCCUCGCCCAACAAUUCGAAUUUCACGGACAACACUAGUCAGUCGGUAACGCCCAGCGAAUACGGCUACCAGCACUUGCAGCGGCAUCUCAGCAUGCACUCGCUGCUGGCCACAGAGGAGAGCUCCCCGGUGUACGAGGACUUUGAGCAGACGCCCAGCAAUGGACUGCACAAACUGGUGGCAGCCACAAGUCCCAUUAAGUCAACCAUAAGCAUCACAUACAAGUCCCCGGAGAAGGAGAAGCCCCAGCAGAAGCUGCUGGAAACCAACUUUGACGAGAAUAUCGUGUACGAGCAGGUGAAGCUCUUCCGCAAUUCGGUGACGGAAGUCAAUCAGAUGAUGCUGAGAGACCAGGAGACGCGACCGCCCUGUCUGAAGCAGAUCGAGGAGGAGGAGCACGAUGUGUGUGCCAGCAAGGCGGAAGAGAUGACAGAGCAAUUGCUCCAAUUGGAAAAGGAGCAGCAGCAGCAGCAACAGCAACAGCUCUUGGAGCAUCAGGAACUGACCGAAGACGAUGAGCAGGAAUCCCAAUUGCUGUACGAAAACAUUGAGCUACGAAAACCGAAAACAGUCUACGAAAAUCUACGUGGCGAGGAAAUGAAACUCAUUUUAGAGCCAGACCUCAAACCAGUCGUCAACAGUGAUCGAAUCGAAUUGGAUAGUCUCGACAGUUUGCCCGACAACAUGGAACAGGAGCACGAGCUGCCAACAGAACUCCAUCUGGCACCAAUGCCAGCCAUGCCAGUCAGCAAAUCGCCAUCGUUCAGUGUCAAGGAGUUGGCCAAUAAAUUCGAGAGUUCUCCGGUGGAGCAGCUGCCCAGCUUUGACUUUUCGGUGCGCGGCGGCUCCAUGAAGAAGCCAAAUGAGUUGAGUGUGCCUCUGUCCAUGCCCAAGGCCAUGCCCGCACCUGUUCCACUAAAGAAACUCAACAACGCACAGAAGAUCACGCGUUCGCUGGACGAGAAUGCCUUUGUGCGUGAGUUUGGGGGCAAACAGUUGCAGGAUCUGUCGCUGAGCAAGUUGCCAGAACUGCCAGAAAUGAACAAUCGCCGCAAGAGCUUCGAUUUUACGCGUCCCAAGACUUUGAAUCCCCCAAAGAGGCUGCCGGGUAUGAGCAUCACCGAGGAGAUUUGUCAGAAGCGCGGCAGCGGCGGCGGCGGCGAACCCGAACCGAUUGCCAUCACUCCCACCACAGAGAAUCGCAUUUCCCUCAUACAGAAUAAUGUACCCAAAGAUCAGCCAGCAUCAGCUACGCCGUUUCCCCCACCUGUCGGACGAAAGAGUGUGGUCGCGGGAGUGAUUCUCGAUCGCGAGCGCAUUGAGAAGAUCAAGGAGGAGCGACGCCAGCAGUUGACACAGAAGUACCAUGGCGACACAUUGAAGUCGCGAUCCAAAACGGAACUCAACUCAACGGACGACAGUAAUUUCCCCGCCACGGAGUCGUUGCGCAUUAAAUCCAAGUCACGCGGUGAUAUGCACUCACUGCAAAAGGACAUGGACAUGAAUCUGAAGCAACUGGCCCGUGUACCGGGCGGUGGCUCUGAGAGCACACUACAUACAGUACCCAGCGAUUAUGUGGGGCAAGGAAAUGGACAGCAGGGACAACAGCAGCAGCGUGUGCGUAGCAUUUCCGAUGAGAAGAAUCAAAAUUGUGAUACCAAUAGUGGUGGUGGAGUUGCAGGUGGAGGUGGUGUGGGCACAACGCUUCUGAGUGUAAAAACGGCUGCCCAGAAAUACGGCAACCAGAAGGCAGCUCCAUCAUCGUCAGCAUCGAUAGCAUCGUCGUCGUCAUCGUCGUCUGGGCUGGUGCGUGGCCCACCACCGCAGCCCCUGCCACGUGAGCGCAUGCCACAAAGGAAUUCGUUGGCAGCCGAGAGCAAUGCGAGCGCCAACAACAGAGAAAAGAUCUCACCACAAUUCUCAAUACGCGAUGUGACAGCGAUGUUCGAAUCUCGUUCACAAAACCAAUAGAGUUUAAGUAAAGAACAAAACUUACCAACUAAAUUGCAUCGAAAUAAUGAGACAGACGGUUAUACGCCUUCUGCUAUAUAUAUAAUCACAUUUAAUAAUGGAUUCGGCAGCGAAUUAUAUAUGCUAUAUAUUUUAUUUAGUUUUCUAAAACAUGUACUUUUAAGCAUUGGAAAUUCUCUCUUAUAUCUGGCGCGAGCGGCAACCCCAAAGACACUUUCAGCUACAUACUAUAAAAUGCCGCCUGAGGAUUCGGAUCUGGAUAGCAAGAAUAAUAUAUAAUGAUAAUGACAACGCCUUGCGCCCUGAAAUCGUAUGCAAAAUUCAAUUUUGUUUUGGAGAAAGAAGAGCAUCAAGAUGGAAGAGAGAAAGUUGAACUAAAAGACCAUCCUAUACCCCCCAAGUGGAUGAAAAUUGUUAAUGCAUUUCAUACCCCCAUAAAGGUGUUACGUUUCAUUGAAAAAGUUAAUUAAAUUUCGGUUUUUAUUUGUAUUUUUGUGAUUUUUUGUUUGUUUCUCGAAUGUUUUCUGUAAUUCUAAUUUUUCUUUUGACGCGUAAGAGCUUUCUGUAAGCAUUUUGCAAGCAACUUUGAGCGAGUUGUAUUUAAGUUAAUUAUUAUACGAUUAAUUUAUACAUACUAUAUCUUUUAAAACAAUAAACUCGAUUGCAUUGUCCCCACUUCGAUCCAUAAAUACA